AACAAAAAAAAGAGGGAAAAGGGUAGGGGAGGAAAGAGAAGAAAGAGUUGAGAAGAGUGAAAGAGAGAGAGAGAGAGAGAGAAGAAGUGACAAGAGUGGAGUGUGCGUGAGAGAGUGACUGCAAAACGCUCCACCCUUGUUUCUUCGCAGAUCUUCCAUGGAACAGUACGAGAAGGUGGAGAAGAUAGGGGAGGGAACAUACGGCGUCGUUUACAAGGCUCGCGACCGCGUCACCAAUGAGACCAUCGCUCUUAAGAAGAUUCGCCUCGAGCAGGAAGACGAGGGGGUUCCCAGCACCGCCAUUCGUGAGAUUUCGCUCCUCAAAGAGAUGCAGCAUAGGAACAUUGUUAGGUUGCAGGAUGUAGUGCACAGUGAGAAGCGUUUGUAUCUGGUUUUCGAGUAUCUGGACUUGGAUCUAAAGAAACACAUGGAUUCAUCUCCAGAGUUUGUGAAAGAUCCACGGCAAGUAAAAAUGUUCCUCUAUCAAAUUCUCUGUGGCAUUGCUUACUGCCAUUCACACAGAGUUCUUCAUCGAGACUUGAAACCACAGAAUUUGUUGAUAGAUCGUCGUACAAAUUCCUUAAAACUUGCAGAUUUUGGAUUGGCUAGGGCAUUUGGCAUUCCUGUCAGGACAUUUACUCAUGAGGUGGUGACAUUAUGGUACAGAGCUCCAGAAAUAUUGCUUGGGUCUCGUCAUUAUUCUACCCCAGUUGAUGUUUGGUCAGUGGGAUGUAUAUUUGCAGAGAUGGUAAACCGACGACCUCUAUUCCCUGGGGACUCUGAGAUUGAUGAAUUAUUUAAAAUAUUCAGAAUAUUGGGCACGCCAAAUGAAGAAACAUGGCCUGGAGUUACUGCAUUACCGGAUUUUAAAUCAACAUUUCCCAAAUGGCCACCUAAGGAUUUAGCAACUGUGGUUCCAAAUCUUGAUGCAGCGGGUCUUAAUCUUCUUUCUAGUAUGCUAUGCUUGGAUCCCAGCAAAAGAAUUACUGCCAGGAUCGCUGUGGAGCACGAAUACUUCAAAGACAUUAAAUUUGUACCCUAAUUCCAUAUCUUCAUGGAAACCGUGUUUAUAGUAAUAUUUUGUGCAGAAUUUAUGGGUUUUGACUCUACGAGAAAUGCGUGCUGUCUUUUGCUAUUUCUUCAGGACUUGGGAGUUGGGAGUGGGUCAUAUUUCCAUUUUUUAUCCUACAGAAUAUUUGAGAAUCAACUUGAGUGUGAUCAUACUGCAUUUUACAUUUCCCUUUGUCCAGUCAAUGCAAUGCACCAGUUAAGUUUUCAGUUUGCC
Messenger RNA from Vigna radiata var. radiata (mung bean), 1285 nucleotides. Its product is annotated as cell division control protein 2 homolog. Gene Ontology annotation, molecular function: cyclin-dependent protein serine/threonine kinase activity; cyclin binding; ATP binding. Lineage: Eukaryota; Viridiplantae; Streptophyta; Magnoliopsida; Fabales; Fabaceae. Gene Ontology annotation, biological process: regulation of meiotic cell cycle; regulation of G2/M transition of mitotic cell cycle; signal transduction. The transcript is spliced from 8 exons. Bases 158 to 1042 code for a protein of 294 amino acids. Gene Ontology annotation, cellular component: cyclin-dependent protein kinase holoenzyme complex; cytoplasm; nucleus. The record is from RefSeq and is a predicted model, not a curated record.